Schistocerca piceifrons (Central American locust) is the source of this 480-nucleotide messenger RNA. RefSeq lists its product as uncharacterized. The transcript has a single exon. NCBI's taxonomy places the organism in Eukaryota, Metazoa, Arthropoda, Insecta, Orthoptera, Acrididae. The coding region runs from base 1 to 480 and encodes 159 amino acids. The record is from RefSeq and is a predicted model, not a curated record.
AUGUCGGCCCUCACCCUGUUUUUGAGAACCUAUCGUACUACGCCAAGUGACGGAUGCAGUCCGGCAGAGCUCCUCCGUGGGCGACAGCCGCGGCCCCUGCUCCAUUUGCUGCUGCCGCCCUCCUCCCGCCCCCACUCCCGGCCCUCGCAGUGGUACACCCCUGGCACGGCCGUGUGGCCCCGCGAGUACUGGCGCAAGGCGGAUUGGACACCCGCCACGGUCGUCGCGGCCCGUGGGCGGCGUGUUAAGUCAGUGCAGACGUCGAAAUGGUUGGAGCGCCGCCAUCAUAAUCAGCUCCGCCCUCGUGCUGCCACGGACUCGGGCCGCCGCCUCGGGUCACCGCCCCAGCCCCCGGUUGCCGUCUCUCCGCCGGCCCUCUCAGCCUCCGGCUGGAUCGGCGGCUCCAUCCCCCGCCCUGGACUCGGGAUCGGCUGUCACGGAUACCUCGGGGGUCCCUUCCUCCACGCCAAUUGCGGUUGA